AUGGCGCGCCAACGAAUGACGCUGACAUUGGCAGCAGUGAAGCCCGCGCACGAUUCCACCAUUUUCGGUAGUCAAAACGCCUCCACUUCACCUGCACUCGCGCCGCGCGCAAACUCAAGUCCUGAUUGGUCGACUGCCUCCACGCGUCCGCGGCUUCCGCAUUCCACCAUGGAGGCGUUGUCUAAACUGGUGAGUCCUGUCCUGUCCUGUCUUGUUUUCCAUCCGAAUGGAGCAUCGUCGUCGUUGUCGUUGUCGUGUACGGACGCGCGUCUCUCUUGUGGAGAAGCGAUCCUGGAACGGCGACGGCUAGUGCCAACAUGUUGGCGUUGCAGCCCGCAGUUGGGCUUCGGUUCGUCCGUGUGUCGUCCGCCAUCGUCGAACGGCCACACACCGCUGGGGUUCCACGACUUCGCUGCGGCGGCCGCCGCGGUCUCUGCACCCGCGUAUCACCAUCAUCACCACCACCAUCACGACGCCGUCGGCAGCCUUCCCACGCCGCCCCCUCUCCUGCCAUUGGCCACUGACAGCGUCGACGUCAGCGGUGGCGGGGGAGGUGCCCUGUUGGGUGGAAGUGGUCUGCUCAACGUGAAGAUGAGUCCAGGCGGAGGCAGCGGCGGUGGGGGAGGCGAAUUGGAAGGCAAAAUGGGCCUCCCUGAGCACCAACCGCCACCCAAAAAGCUCUUCUCCGAUGACAUUCCUGUGCUCGACCCGUUCCCGGGCUACUACGGCUUCGACCUCUACCACCCACUUUGCGAGGACGCGUAUGACUCCAUGGAGACGAAACCCAGCACCGCCUACUUCUUCUUCAAGGACGACCAAGGCUGGACGAACUUGUACGCGAAGAAGGCUCCGACAUGGUGGACCUUAUCCUACUGGUGUCAACGACAGCCGCCUGAGGGGUGUCUCAUUCGUCUCACGCCUGUCUACGGAACCUCCGACAAACAGCAGGAGGUCAUCCAAAGGUGUCUGGAGGACUUCAUGACCUCACCGACCCCGGGCAUCUCGCGCUACAGCAUGAUUCUCGUGGGCAACUCCAACGCAGAGUACUUCUACGACCCGCUAACAGAGCGCCUCUGUGUCACCCUGCCCUACGAGCGUCCCAAAGAAGGCUGCGAGUACAGCCAAUUCAACGGCAAAUUCACCUGCUUCAACAGCUGCCUCUACAACGGGGGUCAGGGCAACAAGAAGCCUCUCUACCUCAUCAUCACGCUGGAGCGGCCAAUGAAGAAUGGUUUUGUUGUUUUCGUCAGCGGUACUGCCACGGAGGGUCCGUGGGAGGUAUUGGGUCGGCAGUGCCUCAAGUUUCGGAGUUGCGCCUGUCCGAAGCGAGAUAAGGACAACAACGAACGACGCAUGGCUCAGGACCUGAACGAUGGAUCUCUCCUCUCGGGUGGUCUACCAAGUUCCAAGCGUCGGCGUGAUGGCGCAUCACAGAGAGCCGCGCGAGUGAACCGAAGCAAGGGUUUCACGCCAGCGGGCGAUCGCAUCGGUACACCGCAGUUUUUCCAACACGAAGACGUCUCCUCCAUCGCGGGCUACGACGACCUCGUCCAAAUCGACGGAGAGUCCUUCCACCUCAUUCUGAUGCCUGCCUACCUGCCCGGAGGCGCGAACACUCUGCGCCAGAUCCGUUCCGCCCUGCUGAAGGUCUUCCAGACGGCGCGUGGGGGUGAAGAGGAGCGCAAGACGCACGAGAGCGUCGCCUCUGGCUACAGUGCCGAGAGGCACGAGGAGUUGUUACAGGCUCUCAAUUCAAUCGAAGGACGCACCGCAACGCUAUUGCGCGAUCUUCAGACGUCGACUGGUUUCAUAAAUCCGAACAACUGUUCAUCAGACUCCCAGCCCAAUUCGUCGACUUCGCAAACCUUCCCUGGUCCGAAUGGUGGAUCGGCCGGAGCAAUUGACCUCAUUGGAAGCUCAACCCUCGACCUCCUGGCUUACGACCACCUACAUUCGCAGCAUCUCCUCAAACCCGAAGGCAGCUUCUUGCAGCCCUUUUCCACACAGACCAACGACUACCACCGCAGAAUGAGUUACCCCUCCACCGGAGCCACUUCCCUCGACACCCACCAGCAGCGAGUCGGCGGAUGCUUCGACGGAGGAAGCGGAGGUGGCGACCUGUCCGCCUUCAACGGAAGCAUGGAGUCCUCAGCUGCAGCCUACGCUACAAUGCCUUCGGCGUUCCAGUCGUUCCGAGACAAUGGCGGAAUGCACUACCAGCCGAACGUCUUCAUAACCACCUCCCAGACGACGGGGCACUCGGCUGCUUCGGUCGCGGUAUCUCAUGACACCGACGGGACCAUUGUCUCGGUGUUCGGCGGCGGCGGCGGCAGCACUGCCUCACAAGGCGGGAAGCUGUUUAAUGAAGUUACCGACGGCAGGCAACAACAGCAACAGCAACAUCAGACAACCGCAACGUCCACUGCGACCGACGUCUCGAUGUUAGAAUCAUGCCGUCUCCUUUCUGCUGGGGUCCAGUGCUUAAUCCUCUUCCUCUUGUCCCUUAAUCGGGAGUUCAGAUCACUCGACUACAAUGUAGAGGUGCUCAACAGUGCACAGCGAGGUUACUUGGUGCCAGGCUUACCAAUCAUGUCUCGACGGUUCACUCCCUACCGCACCGGCACUCAUGUCUGA
Molecule: messenger RNA, 2634 nt
Organism: Mesocestoides corti
Lineage: Eukaryota; Metazoa; Platyhelminthes; Cestoda; Cyclophyllidea; Mesocestoididae
Source: the annotation of a GenBank genome assembly